Messenger RNA from Mya arenaria, 6079 nucleotides. RefSeq names its product protein unc-93 homolog A-like. NCBI's taxonomy places the organism in Eukaryota, Metazoa, Mollusca, Bivalvia, Myida, Myidae. The record is from RefSeq and is a predicted model, not a curated record. The transcript has 5 exons. The coding region runs from base 523 to 2619 and encodes 698 amino acids.
AAAUAACCGGUUUCAACCAGCUAGCAGCUAUAAUGGCGACCAUCAGUGAUGUGUUUUAAUUUUGCUUAGGAAUACUACGGGAUUUAUAAAACUGUUUUUCAAUAAUCACAUUCACUAUUGAUACAGUUGUUAAUCAUUGAUAUAUUUUCUCUUUUUAUGUCGUUUUCAUAUUACCUAACAUUCAUGUAAAUCGAAUUAACAUAAAGAGGAAGAUCGCGGAAGUUCAGUGAACACGCGUUUAUAAAUACGAAAGAAGUGACCUAAGAACGACCUUUCUACGUCAAUAUCGAUCUAGCGCUAUCAGCUGCUCUGAGAUCCAUUCUUUGGUUUGCUCUGAAGUAUUCACGAGCAUUAAGGUUCACCUAAAAUUGCUCGUUUUGACAAGGAAAUUAACAACUAUCUGUUGUGCUGAAAUAAUAUGCUCAUUGUAGCAGAAGACACUUGACUCAUUGAGGCUACGAAAUAUACUCACUGAACCUGCAUAUAGAUCGUUUUAACAGUUGAAGCAGUACACAGAAUAAAAUGGCGGAUCUAUGGGAUACAGACAAAGCCAUGUCUUCUGAAGUCCCGGUGCCAGAAAACAUACUUGAAGAAAAUGCGAACUUAACAGCUACUCAACUUGUUUUAGAAAUGAAAAGUGAGCCACAUCCAUGGUCAGAGCAGACCAACCAAGGAAGUACAUCCGAUGCUGAAAGCUAUAGUAGCGAAACACCACUUCUGGAGAAGGCUGAACAGACAUACACUGUUGCACACGAGCAAAAUGUAGAGGAAACGACUCCAAACCCCACGUUUGACACUUGUACAGUCAAUGCACCUGAUCAAACAUCUUACUCGGUGGAUGCUGCUCUUCUUGAUUUUACGGGGUCAGCUUUGACCUUGAAUUUUACUGACGUCACUGAUAUAGUUCAAAUGGCAGGCAUUCAACCACCGCAGAUAUACGGAAGCGGUUGGGAGUUUGGAAGUAUGUGCAGUAUCAAUCUGCAUUCGGUCCAAGACGAUGGGGUCCGAAGUAGUUGUAACACGUUGACAAAACACGAUGAUAUUCAGGGUCUCCAAGAUCGACUGCUAUCAAGAAUAUUUGCUGAAAAAAUAUCCAAGUCCGAGUUUGGUUCUGGUUUGACUGGUAAAGAAUUGAAUGUACAAUCGCUUGAAAAACUCCAACCUAUUAUUGAAUACGUCGCUCCACAAAAGACAAGAAACAUGAGGAAUGUGAUCAUGGUUUGCUUAAGCAAUAUGUUUCUGUACUCUGCUGUCUUUGGACUGAGAAAUUUGCAAAGUAGCAUCAAUACCGAGGCCGGUGUUGGGGUUCUGUCGCUUGCUGUUUUCUUUUCAACGUACAUGAUCGGGAGUUUUGUCAGUCCGUUUAUCGUCCGAAGGUUUCCCCCAAGGACCUGUCUUUGCUGGAGUGCAUGUGGACAUAUCUUCAAUAUUGUUGCAAACUACUACCCCAAAGUGUACACACUAGUUCCAAGCGCUGCUCUUCAAGGAAUAACUUCCGCUGUGUUCUUAAACGCUAUUAGCACUUACAUAACCGAGGUUGGAUUAUUUGAAGCCACAAUGAAAAAGAAGUCGCUUGAGACUUAUAUCAGUCGCUAUUUUGGCAUACUUUCUCUGAGCUACCAGUUUGCAACGGUCGUCGGAAAUCUGGUUUCCUCUGUUAUAUUUAUGAGUGCUGUAACAAGAACGGAAUUGCAUCAACAGUUUUACAAUGAGAACCCAAACAAUGCUAGUAUUCUAGUGAACAUUUACCAAGACGGAAACACUACUUACACAACAAAUAACACUGACGCUGUGGUGGCAGUUCCAGCCACAUGUGGUGGCCAGAGUUGCUCGAUGGAGAGUGACGUCACCGGAGAUUCCGUAUUUGACGAUCUGGAUAAGCUGUUCCUUAUAGGAACGUAUACUUCAUGUGGGAUCAUUUCCAUUGUUGUUAUAUACUGUAUGCUAGACAAGGUACCAGACUUUAACCCGAAAAAAAUUACUUGCCGUGACCUAGGGAAAGGAUGCGUGGGAAUCUUCAAGAUUCUCAUUGACCGGAAAUUUGGCCUCGCCGUACCGCUGUGUCUUUAUACCGUCCUGAGCAGUGGCUUUGUCGUCGCCGACAUAUUAAAAAGCUUCAUCACCUGUCCGCUCGGUGUUCAGAUGGUGGGCUAUUCCAUGAUCUGUUAUGGGGUGUGUGGGUCGCUGAGUUCUGUUGCAGUUGCCAAGUUUACACGCCUGACCGGAAGAAUGCCCAUUGUUCUCUUAGCUGCCGCUUUAAACCUGGGCUGUCUCAUCGGCAUGAUGUACUGGGAGCCGACUGAGCUGGAAAAGCCCUGGCUCCUGGCGAUGUUGGGCGUCUGGGGGUUCGCCGAUGGCAUAUGGCAGUCACAGACCAAUAGUCUGAUAUCUGCAGUCUUCGCUGACCGCUAUGAGGAGGCGUUUGGAAGUUGUCGGAUUCUACAAGGAGUGGCUGGAAUAGCCGUUUUCCUCAUGUCUAAUUUGCUUUGUAUGAUAUCAAAGAUACUUUUCAUCGUCGGCGCAUGCGUAGUAACAACAACCUGCUACAUUGCACUUGAAAUCGCUGCGAAGAAAAACACGAAACCAGCAAUAUCUGUCAAACAAGUCGAAGUCAACUGAUUGGUAGUAUAGAAGUCGAGGUUAAUUGAUUGGUAGUCUAAACCGAUUGAACAUUCCGCUGAAGUGUUAAUAGCAUACAUUCAGGGAAUGUAUUGUUGUAUCUCAUAUGUUUUAUCAUCUCAUAUGUUAUACAUGUGAAAAGGUAGAAAUAUUGCUUCUUUUUGAAGUGUGUUAUGUUUUAAAAAUAUUCAUAUUAACAAGGCUUUUUUGUGCCUCGGUUCUACAUUGUCACCCCGAUAAGUUGGUCAUUCAUGUAUAUUUUGUUAUUGUUUUGUCAAUAUCUGUUUAAUGUUAUAACGAUAUCAGAUUGGACGAUCAACUGCUGAGACUUCGGAUCAAUUUAUUUUAUUUAUUUAAGUUUUGCUUUGUACAAUGUUACAAGGCCACCUGAAUCGAGCGCCGAUCGAGCGUCCGAGAUAGGGGUCUCUGCACAUCUAAAGAAUACAGAUCUGGUUUGUUCUGGAUCCAUCAAGAAUUGCAGACGAUAUUUUAGCAAUCCGUUAAGCCUUUCUUUGUUAUCAUGAAAAACAUUUUUUACACUUUGUUUAAACUUAAUAAGUUAAAACAACUUAAUAUACUGUGUUCACUCAAAACAUAACCUUUACAUUUUUGGACUGUAUCUUGCAAGUCAUAUCUGCACGUUUAGUGUAUGUAUUUAUGUUGUUGUUUUUUCGUUCCAUACUUCACGUGAAAGGACAAACAAACAACUAUAUGUAAAUACAAAUAUUUACAUUUUUUGCGUGUUUUAAAUGCUAUUCAUAUAUCGUAGCAUUUUAGUGUUCAGCCGUGGAGCUACAGCAUGCCAGAAAUAACAUUUGAGUUUAUAAAGAUAAACUUUUGGUUUAAAACCAAAGAUUAGCUGUUAUGCCAUGCAUACGUGCUGUAAUCGAUAUUGUCUUGAUUCUUGAUUUUUUACCAUUACAUGUUUCCAUAUAUGUUUACACUUGUUUCUCAUAUGUUUUUCACUAUAACUAGGAUAAUCUUUUUUGCUCUUUUUUCUUGUUUCAUGCCAAUUUUGUUAUGACAACUAAUACCUUUGAAUUUUCGCCUCAAUUCAAAAUUUGUUUUCCAAUGUAUUCUGUAUAGCUUUCGCUGUUUAUAUGUGAAUUAACCCAAAUAUGUUUAAACCAAUGUUAUCUUCAUUGAUUCAAGUAAUGCAGAGUUUGUACUUUUGUUUUAUUUUUUAUCUUGGACGCUUUGAGUAAUUUAUUCAGGCCAAACAAAAAUGGUUUGUUUCCGAUAUCACUUCCAAAAUAUAGGGUAAAUGGUCGGGAUCUUUUUCUUGCUUUAUUCAGUUAUUUAAAGUUAUGUCUGAUUAUAAUUUUUACACUUGAACCGUUGCCGUUUAGUCUUGGUACAUUCACGCCUGUUUUCAAUCGUAACAACUCGGCAAACUCCGGCAAGCUUCGUUGAAUAAUGGCCGAGGUGUUUCAAUUGGCCUACUUCCCGUACAACUGACUACCAAAUAUUUAUACCAAAAGAAAAAAGAAUAAAGGUUAGAAAAAGUAUGUCCGAUAGCCAUAAAAAUAGGAUCGGGUGCGAAACAAAUAGGGUAGGUUGGGAAACCGGGAACAAACAUUGUUUUGUUAUGCUUUAUUAUGCUGAUUGUUUUAAAAUUGAGUGUAGCACUGUAUAUUUCAAUGAUUUAAUUCUGUCCAAUACAGUUAUUGUUUUAUCGUAUGUUGUUUCAUCUGUUUCAUGAAUGCUUAUGGAAGUUUUGUGAUGAUGUAUUUAUGUUUGAAAUAGAUCGCGGUUAUGUAUUAGAGGCACACAAUAGAGGUUGAUGCAAAAUAAAAAUAAAUAAUCCAUUAUCAUCUUUAAUUCCUUUGAUUUGAAUGGUAAAAACAAAAGAAAUACCUAUAAUUUAAGUACGGAUAAAAAUACUAGCCACUUUGAUUGUGUUUUUUUUUUUGUAUAUUUAAAUUACUUAGCCACAAAAUCCCCAGUUAGAAAAGCGCCAAAACAUCGCCAAUUUGUUUAUAUAUGUACCUAAAUCAUAUGCAUUUGUUUGUUUUGAUCAUUAAGUCAAUUGAGUUAAACAUGCAAAAAAAUGCAUUUACACAAAAAUUAAGAACUGCAUCGACCCUUAUUGUGCGCCUUUAAUUGAACGGUUAUGUUUCAUUGUGUAAUUUGUAGGUUGUGUUUUUCUCUUCAUUACUUCUUCAUCAUUAUUUUACAAUGGCCUGAUAGAUAUCUUUGGUAAUGAUUUGAACUUCAUGUGCAGAUAUCAUGUAAUAUUUUUUCCCCGUCUCAUUCAUUUUUUUGACAAAAAACUAACGAACAGAAGUGCUAUAUAGUUGUGCAUACAUGUUAUUUGAUAUGUUAUAAACUGCGAUGUAGUUUACUUGUUCUAUUAUUUAAUUUGCUAACAUAUUGUUUUCAUAAAAGUGCUAACAUAAUUGCGUUACCAAGUAACAGCAACAUAUCAAUAUUUGAGUAACCACAUGCCGGUUAGAAUCACCAUUAACUAUUUUGGUAUCUAUUUUCUGGUUAAAACCAGUCCCGUGUUACAUAGAGAUGUCAGUUAUCAUUUUAUAGCAGGGAAGCUUCACAUAAUUUACGACUUCUCUUUAUGUACGUGUUGCCGUCAGACAUUUUGAAUUCCACUGUUGGUAGGUGGAUGAGUAAACAUACGUACGCUACAUGUAUUUUUAUAGAUAGUGGCUUUUUUAUUGGUAGGGUUAGCUUUGUUUCGAAUGGACGCGCUAAUUUGUUAGAGACACUUGAGAGAUUGUUGUUGUUGUUGUUGUUGUUUUUCUUAAUUACUUUGUGGUAAAUGUUGUUGUUGUUGUUUUUCUUUAUUACUUUGUGGUAAAUGUACAUAAGCUAUUAUGACUGUGUAAAACUAGAUUAAUCGAAAUGAGACUGAUGAACAAUCCGGAAGUCUUACACUAGUGCUUGGUAAAAAAUAUUUAACACGCCCUGCUACUUAAACUCAAAGAUUUGAGCAAGUCCUGGGCCGGGGGCAUUUGAACAUUGCGGAGUAGGUCAGUGGUAGGUUUAGCUUCCUGUUUCUAAUGAAGGAUUUCAUCAGUUUUGAGUGAAGAUUGUUGAUUGAGGUAGUUAUGACAGCCCUAUGUACAUUCUUUAAUGGCUAGCCUGUAUCUUCAUCAUUUUCAAUCCACAGUUUUUUUUUGCCAAACUUUCUUUGUAGGUAUUGUAAAUAACUGGUAGCCAUUUUCGAAAUUAAGUAUGCCUUUAACUGAGUAUUUUAAUUAUAUAUAGUUGAUUAUUUCCCUCCGCGUAUUGAGUGUAAAAUUAUAUGUAUAUAGGUGAUAAUUCCCAUCUGCCAUGUUAAAUAUGUAAUGCAUGUUCUCCAUGAUGUAUAAAUUAUAAAUGUGAUUUUGACCAAUACAUUAAGUGUGAUUUUGACCACAUUUAGCCUGAAGUGUUGUCUCACGUAGUUGCCUCAUGUAUAUAUGUCCUGGUGUAAUAGUAUGUGAAUAAAGCUGUAAAUACA